CGAUUACCUAUCACUUCUUCACGCCAGUUUUCGCAGAAGGAAUCGUCAGCAACACAACUUCGUCAAGAUGUCAGCGUGGCUUUACUUGCUAGCCGCAAUCAUCAUGUUCGUCUCCGGCUUUUACGCCAACACCUAUCUGCGCGAAAACUACGGGAUCGAGUUCAACAGUGGAGGCAUGGCAAAGAGCGAAAGUAGCAGCAAACCCAAGGGCAAGAGAGGUGGAGGCUCUAGCCGCUCCAAAGCAUCCAAGGGCGCUUCAUCCAAGGGAAGGCGAGACAAGAAGAAAGGAGCUGAUUCGAAGGCAGGAGCCGGACCUGAAGCAGGAACCGAGUCAAAGAGGGGGAAAAGAGGUGCUCGAUCCCAUGGCAAGAAGGGUAGCCGCAGCUCGGCGGGACGCCGCUCAGCAAGCCAAGGACCAGCAGCGCGUAAACCGAUGGUCUAGAAGAACAUGAAGAUAAAAAGAUGUGUGAAGCAAUCCU
Molecule: messenger RNA, 479 nt
Organism: Meloidogyne enterolobii
Lineage: Eukaryota; Metazoa; Nematoda; Chromadorea; Rhabditida; Meloidogynidae
Source: the annotation of a GenBank genome assembly